This is a messenger RNA of Eimeria tenella, 1539 nucleotides long. RefSeq lists its product as uncharacterized. Gene Ontology annotation, molecular function: phosphoprotein phosphatase activity. The record is from RefSeq and is a predicted model, not a curated record. The transcript has 6 exons. NCBI's taxonomy places the organism in Eukaryota, Apicomplexa, Conoidasida, Eucoccidiorida, Eimeriidae. Bases 1 to 1539 code for a protein of 512 amino acids.
AUGCACUGCAGCGGUUCCCCGGGCGCAUGCACGCGCAGCGGGUGUGUUGCUGUUGCUGCUGCUGCUGCCGCCCGUUGGCUGCAGCAGCAGCCGCUGCAGCAGCUGGCUCAGCUGCAGCUGCAGCCGCAGCGGCAUGCAGCACAGAUACCGAGUAAGAUGAUUAGUUCUGUGGUCGGGGCUCUACACCUCGGGGCUGAACGCAGACAAGUUGGUGUUGCCUCACCAGCUGCUGCUGCUGCUGCUGCACAUGGGGGGCCCCAUGGGGUCCUUCAGGCCCACAGCAGCGGCCCUCUUCGUGUGGAUGGAGUUUCAGCAGCAGGUCGUGGCUUCGCGAGCGCAGCAGCAGUGCCGCUUGCUGUUGCUGCAGCUGGACAAGCAGCAGCAGCAGCAGCAGCAGCAAGACACACAGGAGCACUUGCUGCUUCGGGAAACGCAGCAGCAGAGGAGCUGCUGCGCGUGAGCACAGGGACUGAGCGGCAGCAGCUGAAGCAGUCGUCAGAAGCCGACGGAGCAGCAGCAGGCGCAGCAGCAGGAGGUGCAGCAGCAGCAGCAGACACAGCAGCAGCAGCAGCAGAUGCAGUCGACGAGCAGCAAAAUAAGGGGCCCCACAGCAAACCCCCACACAAAGGCUUUUCUUUGGGGGCCCUUCUUUGGGGCGCGGGGACCCUUGGUGGGGCCCUUUGGGUGGCAGCUUACAUGAAGCAGCACAACUUGAAGUUCUUGAAAGAGAUGUGGCAGGCGGCGGACGCCCAAAUGACCAAAACGGCCCAGCAGGUUCAAAACGCCGUAGAAGAUGUGGUGUGCGGGGCCUUUCCCGAAGACCCCGAGCCGCUGCUUCCAGAUUUAAAAGAACUUAAUUAUCCCGAAAACCUCCCGACCCUCGUCUUGGACUUCGACGGGGUGCUCGCGAAGAUCGGGCACGAUCGGGCUGGGGGCUACAAGCUGAAGAAGCGGCCGCACAGCGAGCGGCUGGUGGGGGACUUGUCGCAUUUCUUUGAAGUUCUUGUCUGGAGUGCAGAUGAGCCCCCAGCUGUGCAAAUGGCGCUGCAGCAGUGGGGCCUCCCAGUGACCGCAUGCCUCAGCGCGGACACCAUGAGCCGCAGGCACGGCCGCCGCGUCAAGGACCUGAGCCGGCUGGGCCGGCGCUUGGAUCGGCUUGUUUAUGUGUCUUGUACUGAAGAAGGUCUUGAGGAAAAGUUUCUUCCGAAUUUCAUCAAAGUGACGCCUUUCGAGGGAACGGCCGCAGAGGCGGCGGAGGACUGCGAGCUGCUGUCGCUGAUAAACUUCUUGAAGCACUGUUCGCUGAGUCCCGACGACGUGCGCAGCAGCAUCAGCAGGUACGGGGGGGGGACCAUCCCGGGGGUCGGCAGCAGGUUCAAUGAGGCCAAACGCCUGCAGGAGACCAAGGCCACGCAGCGCAGAAGCAUAGGCCGUUUCCUGGGCUUCACGCAGACCCAGGGGGCCCCCAACUUCCUCGGCGCGGGGCCCCCAGGAGCCGCGCCGGCGGGCCUUGGGGGUCCCCUGGGGGGCCCCAAGUGA